GCUCCUGAGAUGCUACACUUAGCUUAAAGUCAGGUGUAUGUUUACAAACUUCCGCAACCUUUAAACAAAGUAUUGAAGAACAGCUUUUGCCAUUCAAAGCUGAGUUGUGGAAUAAUCACAGGAAUAAUUUGAGUGUCUGAAAAUAAAUGAAAAUCAAGACAAUGGCUGUUCUGCUGCUGGUUCUGCUGCUCUGUGCUGGAAGCUCAAUUGCUCAAGAUUUAUUGUCACCAAGUGUGAACAUUAUUGCUGAGUUCAAGAAGCUAAAUCACAUGGAUCGAAGGAUACAAAAACUAGAAGAAACACUGACCAAAGUAUUGAGUGAGAAUGAAGCUUUGAAAACCUUAGUACAAGAUUCACAAAAAAAGCUUGAAUCUCUCCAAAAAGAGAAUGAAGGCAAAAAGGUUGCUUUCUCAGCUGGACUUCUGGCUUCUGGAACAGGUCAAAUUGGACCCUUUAGUUAUUACAAAAAUCUGGAAUACAAAAAAGUCUUUAGUAAUGUUGGAAAUGCCUACGACUCAAAUACCGGUAUUUUCACAGCACCAGUAAAAGGAGUCUAUUACUUCAGAUUUUACGGUCAUUGUCAUGGUGGAACCACAAUGGCGAUCACUCUCUUGAAGAAUGGUCAAAACCAGUGCUCUGUACAUGACUGGAAGCCUGAUAGCAAUGGUAACGCCAGCAAUGGUGUCGUUCUCACACUGGAGAUCGGUGACAAGAUUAAUACAGUACUGUGGAAGGACACCUGGGUUUAUGAUGAUCCUGCAAGUUACACUAGUUUCAGUGGCUUUAUGAUUUUCCCCUUGUAAACUCCUAAAUCAUUUGUAACUCAUAUCCAGUGCCGGAUGUGAUGCAAAACACAACUGUUCCUGUAUAUGUGAACUGUAUCUGAGUAAAUAAGAGCAAAUAGGGACAACGAAAGGGAGAUCAUUGUUUAUGCUUCUUAGUUACGAUAUGUUUAAGGACUUCUUCUUCAUACUUCUUUCUUAAGUCUGAAAAUAAACCAAACAUGUCAUCAAAUUAUGAUUCA
Megalobrama amblycephala (Wuchang bream) is the source of this 1024-nucleotide messenger RNA. It is a transcript of the gene c1ql4l, whose product is annotated as complement component 1, q subcomponent-like 4 like. Bases 147 to 803 code for a protein of 218 amino acids. The record is from RefSeq and is a predicted model, not a curated record. The transcript has 4 exons. Gene Ontology annotation, molecular function: protein binding. NCBI's taxonomy places the organism in Eukaryota, Metazoa, Chordata, Actinopteri, Cypriniformes, Xenocyprididae.